AUGGCAGACGAGUACAUCGCUUUCUACACGAACACGAACAGGACAAGCGCAUGGGCUCAUCGCGUUGAGAUCACUUUCGCUGAAGCGGGCGUAGAGCCCGCGAUAGCAUUCAUUGACCUGAAGAACAAGCCUGAGUGGUUUACAACGACGGGCAACCCGCUUACAAAGCAAAUCCCUGCCAUCGCGUACGGCGGCCCGCGCGUGCCAGCCGACCAACCCUCACCGGACUCCGUCAAGUUGACCGAAUCUUGCGUCCUGCUUGAGUUCCUCGCCGACAUUUACCCCCGCGCCAAUCUUCUUCCCAACGAUCCUGUGCAGCGAGCGAAAGCGCGCUUCUUCAUCGAGAAGGUCAACAGCACGCUGAUGAAGUCCUGGGCGGCGUUUCACCAGCGCCAUGGGCCUAAGGACGAAUUCAUAUCCGGAUUGGAGGCCGUUCAGAGCCUGCUGCCUGAGACGGGGUUCGCUGUGGGGGAGUGGUCCAUCGCCGAUGCGAGCGUGGCGCCGUUCCUUGGGCGGGCGGAGGUGGCUUUAAAGGGCGACUUGGGAUCGUGGGAGACCGGCGUUGGCCCGGAGACCUAUAAGGAGAUCUUUGAAAGCGAGCGUUUCGCGAGGCUCGUCGCGUACUGGCGCGACAACCAGGCGAGGGAAAGUUGGAAGAAGACUUGGAAUGAGACCGGAUUCAUGGAGUUCAUGGGGAAGAGGUUUGCUCGCGCGAUGUGA
Peniophora sp. CBMAI 1063 is the source of this 720-nucleotide messenger RNA. Lineage: Eukaryota; Fungi; Basidiomycota; Agaricomycetes; Russulales; Peniophoraceae. The record is from the annotation of a GenBank genome assembly.